AUGUUUACCUGUGGAACAUGCUGGCGACAGUUUCCGGCCGGCUGGCAAUCGCGGGAGCAGCAUAUGAAUGCCACUGGCCACGAGGCUCCUGCAUUUGAGUGUGACACGUGCGACUGCUACUUCGGUAGCCGGAAUGCAGUUGAACAGCACAUGAACGAUCUGGAUCACUGGGACGAAUCGGAGGAAUCAGAGGAAUCGGAGGACAUCGUCUACGAAUGUGAUCAUUGCGACGACGAGUUUGAUGAAGAAAAUGAGCUACACGACCAUGAAGCUCGGGACCAUUUCUACUGUGUCGUCUGCGAUCGCCCAUUCCAGGAUUGGCAUAGUAUCAGCCAGCACCUACGCGGCAAAGCUCAUCGCACAACUACAGUCCAGUGUCCCUUCUGCAAAGUUAUGCUAGGAACCGCCACCGGACUGGCCCAUCAUCUCGAGAGGGGGAGCUGCUCUAAAGCUCCUCUCAACCGUGAUAAACUAUAUGCCGCCAUCCGCCAGCGGGAUCCGGGCGGUAUUAUUUCGAACAAAUUACUCACUUGGUCAGGUAAUGUAACCUAUGCCGCCACAAAGAAAGCAUGGAACGACCAGGCUGAGGCCUAUGAAUGCUAUCUUUGCCAUCGUCUCUUCGAAAAACUGGGGUCUUUGAACCAACACUUGGGCUCUCCUACUCAUCAGUCAAAACUCUAUCAUUGCCCGGGAGUCUCUUGCAGAAAGGAAUUCACCACUCUAGCCGCCAUGAUCAACCACCUGGAAAGUGAGAGUUGUGGGUAUAUGCGUUUUGAUGUUGUUCAGAAAAGGGUUCAGUAUAUUGUAGAUCCACGUCGUAUGAUUCAAGCAUGA
Messenger RNA from Fusarium proliferatum ET1, 834 nucleotides. RefSeq lists its product as uncharacterized. Gene Ontology annotation, molecular function: zinc ion binding; nucleic acid binding. The record is from RefSeq and is a predicted model, not a curated record. The coding region runs from base 1 to 834 and encodes 277 amino acids. NCBI's taxonomy places the organism in Eukaryota, Fungi, Ascomycota, Sordariomycetes, Hypocreales, Nectriaceae. The transcript has 2 exons.